CUUUUAAUCCAGAGGGCCACACCCCCCACUACAAAAGAUCACACAAAAAAGUUGCAUCACGAGAGAGAAGGACGCCUCUGUCUGGCACGAAACUCUUCGUCCAAAGUCCGAUUUCUUGCCGUCCAGACCACAUUGUAGUGCCAUCCGAGACAUCCAAGUCACCGAGACUCAACUUCCUUUGACUUCAGGACGCGAUUUUGUCGACUGGAAAGAUGGGCAAAAGUGAAGGAGGUCCUCCGCCUCAGGCUCCCCCGAGCUACUUCCAGGCCACUGGAGGGGUUCCACCUGCGAGUCCUUUCACCCCAGGUCCGGUUCCUGGAACUCACCAUGCCCACCAAGCGCAACAACGAGGCCCGACCAUUGUCACAACCGUCGUGCCGGUGGGUCCGCACCCGACUCACAUGAUCUGCCCCAGUUGCCAUGCAGAAAUGGACUCUGCCACUGAAACCAAACCCGGACCCAUUGCCUACAUUUCUGGAAUUUUGAUUGCUCUCUUCGGCUGCUGGUGCGGAUGCUGUCUGAUCCCUUGCUGCAUCGAUGAGUGCAUGGAUGUGCACCACACUUGCCCCAACUGCAAGGCCUACCUAGGCAGGUUCCGCAGAUAAGAUAAUCGGCCAUGCACCACUGCAAUAAUCGAUCAUGACUUUUUACAAAUUGUUUAUAAUCCGAGUUUUCCAAAUAUUUUAUUAAACGGUAUUUAAUAUAUUGAAAAGGAAUUAUCUAUCAUCUAUUUAAAAGUUUAAAAAUUUUAGAUCACCCUCAAUGUUAGAAUUAGAAAUCUCACUUGUCCAUCUUCAGAGCAAACAGUUUUGCAUUUUUAUUAAUAACGGAAGCACAAUUUUUUAAAUACAUCAAAUCAAAAGUGCAAAAUCUGUAGCUAAAUUAUAUUAUUGUGUUGACUGAAAUUUUCCCCUAACACCUGAGCCCUUUUUUGGCCCUUUUUUAUAUUGAUUGUAUAAUUUCCAUUAAUUUUUAACGCUUAAGGAAUUAAUGUGCCUGACUAACAUGUGCUUUUCAGAGAAGAUGUAUAAUGUAUAUAUCUGAGUAACUUGUCUAUUGACCUUUUAUAUAGAAGCUAUAUUAUAUCUAUAAAAUUGCAAAAGAAUAAAAUGUUUGGAGUGCAGCUGAAAGAACAAAAUUAAACAGCAUUUAG
Neocloeon triangulifer is the source of this 1153-nucleotide messenger RNA. RefSeq names its product LITAF domain-containing protein-like. The transcript is spliced from 4 exons. Bases 213 to 605 code for a protein of 130 amino acids. Lineage: Eukaryota; Metazoa; Arthropoda; Insecta; Ephemeroptera; Baetidae. Gene Ontology annotation, molecular function: zinc ion binding. The record is from RefSeq and is a predicted model, not a curated record.